AUGGCCAACAUCAUUUGCUUUUACGCAGCGAAAGGAAAAUGGCCGUAUGUGCCGGGAUUUAUGAAGUACCGAGUUGACAAUGCGGCGCGCAGUUUUUUCAAUCAGAACGACAGUAUCAUCAAACAGUUUUGCACCAAGUGGAUACAGGUCAAGGAGUGCUUUCGUCCUCUAUUCGACAAAUCAAAUACCACAGAAUCGGAAGUAGAAACGCUGGAUGCCAAAAUUCAGGGACAGCGCUGCAACUGCGACAAGUUGCUCCUCUCAACGGAGCCACCUGUGCCGGUUGUCUACUUCGACAAGAACUACAUUGGAAACGUUAGUUCGGAAACCAUUAUGAAUACCAUUGAAUUUCUGGAGAGUUUCCUGCCACCGCCCACUAAGAAACACAAGCGCAAGAAUCGUGUUCGUGGACGCUUAGACGAUAUGGACAUUGAAUAGAUCAUUACAUCAUUAAUUACUUUCGUAACGCACUCAAAUUUAAAUUUUAAUCAUAAUCAUAACCAUCGUUUAAAUUUGAAUUUAAAUUCGGUUAGC
This is a messenger RNA of Drosophila teissieri, 534 nucleotides long. RefSeq lists its product as uncharacterized. The record is from RefSeq and is a predicted model, not a curated record. Bases 1 to 438 code for a protein of 145 amino acids. The transcript has 3 exons. NCBI's taxonomy places the organism in Eukaryota, Metazoa, Arthropoda, Insecta, Diptera, Drosophilidae.